Molecule: messenger RNA, 914 nt
Organism: Cynara cardunculus var. scolymus (artichoke)
Lineage: Eukaryota; Viridiplantae; Streptophyta; Magnoliopsida; Asterales; Asteraceae
Product: mediator of RNA polymerase II transcription subunit 9
Exons: 6
Coding region: 228-755 (175 amino acids)
Biological process (GO): regulation of transcription by RNA polymerase II
Cellular component (GO): mediator complex
Molecular function (GO): transcription coregulator activity
Source: RefSeq, a predicted model, not a curated record
GAUCUACCCCAUUCCACGCUCCUCUCAAAACGUCAUGCGCUCAACCUAAUCAAUGGAUCCUUCAUGCCUCUGACCUAUCUCACCGUAACCUAAUAGCUGAAUCGUUCAAUCGAUCUAAAUCACUCAAUCCCGUUGCAUCUGUUGGUUCUUUACUUCGAUUUUCACAACCAAACCACCGUUUAAGGCACACACCCUGGUUCUGAAAGUGCGAGAUUUUGGACUUGAAUAUGGAUCAAUUUGGGGGAGGAAACUGGAAUUUGAUCCCAACCAUGGCUGCCCACAGCAACCCUACUACACCAUCCAAUCAGGAUCAUCUGUAUCUCCAGCAACAGCAACAGUUUCAACAGCAGCAGCAGCAGCAGCAAUUUCAUCAACAAUUUCAACUGCAACAACAGCAGCAGCAGCAACGCUAUCAGAUUUCUCAACAACCACAACAGCCACAGCCACAGCCACAGCCUUCACAAUCACUUGCUUCACAUUUUCACCUCCAAAAUUUGGUGGAGAAUUUAGCGGAUGCGAUUGAGAAUGGAACUCGAGAUCAGCAUUUUGAUACACUGGUUACUGAAUUGAGCAGCCACUUUGAGAAAUGCCAGCAGCUCUUGAACACUAUAUCAGGGUCUAUUGCCACCAAAGCUGCGACCGUGGAGGGACAAAAACGCAAAGUUGAAGAAGCUGAACAAAUGCUAAAUCAGAGAAGGGAUCUGAUUGCAAAGUACAGAUAUUCUGUUGAAGAACUUACGAAGCCUGACCUGUAAGAUUCGAGUAAGAUUGUCGACUUAGUUGUUGUUUGCUUGUGGCUUACUGAUCUUAGACUUGCAUUACUAUGGCUGCAAAUUGUACUUCAAAUCAAAUUUAUCUCAACAUAAAAGCAUUAAAAUGAUAUUUAACAGUUCACUCAAAUUGUUCUGCUGGUC